AGUAACUGUAGUAUAUGCUGUUUGGAUAGUGAACUGGUGUUGUUGUUUGCUAGCUGCUGUUAGCUUGCUGGCUAACAGCGUCAGGCUACAAUGUUUCAUUGUUUGAGGAGAAAGCAUCAGUGAAAUGCUAGGGCUAACGUUAGCUGGAUUAUAAAGUUCUAUGGUUAAUUUUUGGGAUCAUCAAUCAAAAUUUCGUCCUGUGCACUGUUGUUUUAUGUUAUGUAAACAAGCUGUAAUUUAUUGGCAACUAGGCUUACUGUUAUGCCGUCUGUUUUCACUGCACGUCAACCUGAUAUAACUUCAGUUAGCAGGGAACAUAAGCAAAAAAUAUUGACCUAAAUGCACCUGCUACUGGGAGCCAAACAUAACAAUUUGUUUCCUACUGGGAGUGAGGGACAUGGUCACGUGACUGCACUAUAACAGAUGUAAACUUGAACAGCAUCUGUCGCAGCAGUGGCUGUUGGCACAAUGGGACUGGACUUUGAUGUAAAGACGUUCUGUCACAAUCUGCGGGCCACCAAGCCCCCUUACGAGUGUCCUGUGGAGACUUGUCGUAAAGUCUACAAGAGCUACAGUGGCAUUGAGUAUCACCUUUACCACUAUGACCAUGAUAACCCAACUCCUGCACAGACUGUGCCCCAAAAGAAGAGAAAAGGACGGCCUCCUCGCGCCUCAUUGGCCGGGUCAGGUGAUACGGACGAUGGUGGAGGUAAGGGAGGUGGAGGACCGGGGCACGGGGGGAACACACCGGGUAGCCCCAACCGGUCAGAUCACUCUCACUCCCCGGGCAGAGAGACAAUGACCUAUGCCCAGGCACAGCGCAUGGUGGAGCUGGAGUUUCAAGGACGCAUCCAACGCAUUAGCAUCUUUGAGAACAUUGACGUGGUGUCAGAGGAAGACAGUGAUGCAGAGGAUGCACUUCCAUCUGGUACUGGUGGUAGCGGCGGAGGGGUGUGUAACGGUAGUGAUGGCGGAGCUGGAGGCAGCGAGGUAGGAGGUAGUGGCAAGGACCGGCCAGAUAUCCCUUCCUCUAAUGGGGGCAAAUCCACUCCAAAGUCUGGGAAGCAUAAGAGUAAGGAAAAGAAGAAGGAUGGCUCAUCUCAUCAUCACAGCGCUCUGUCCGGCCCUGCAGUCAAGCUCCCUGAGGCUGUGUUCAGAGAACUGGACCAAGAGAGACCCGAUGCCCCUCCUCGACCAUCAUCUUACUACAGGUACAUUGAUAAGUCUGUGGAGGAGCUGGAUGAGGAGGUCGAGUAUGACAUUGACGAGGAAGACUACAUCUGGCUUGACAUCAUGAACGACAAGCGGCGGCGUGACGGUGUUACACCCAUCCCUCAGGAAGUCUUUGAGUACCUCAUGGAUCGCCUGGAGAAGGAGUCGUACUUUGAGAGCCACAACAAGGCUGACCCCAGUACCCUAAUCGAUGAAGAUGCUGUCUGCUGCAUCUGUAACGAUGGCGAGUGUCAGAACAGCAAUGUGAUCCUGUUCUGCGACAUGUGUAACCUGGCAGUGCACCAAGAAUGCUAUGGUGUUCCAUACAUCCCAGAGGGCCAGUGGUUAUGUCGGCGCUGCCUGCAGUCGCCAAGUAGAGCUGUGGACUGUGCUCUCUGUCCCAACAAGGGAGGUGCUUUCAAACAGACAGAUGAUGCACGCUGGGCACACGUUGUGUGUGCCCUCUGGAUCCCGGAGGUCUGCUUCGCUAACACAGUCUUUCUGGAGCCAAUCGACAGUAUUGAGCACAUUCCUCCUGCACGCUGGAAGCUCACCUGCUACAUCUGCAAGCAGCGUGGUUCAGGUGCCUGCAUCCAGUGUCACAAAGCCAACUGUUACACGGCUUUCCACGUCACCUGUGCCCAGCAGGCGGGCCUCUACAUGAAAAUGGAGCCAGUCAGAGAGACUGGGGCCAACGGCACCUCUUUCAGCGUCCGCAAGACAGCUUACUGUGACAUCCACACGCCUCCGGGAUCAGCACGGCCUUUGGGAGGAGUGGGCGGCGCCAGCAUGGGUUCGUCUCACAGUGAAGGAGAGCUGGAGGAGGAUGACGAGCCCAGCAUUGGCCAUGAUGACGACUCCAAAGGCUGGAGCUCUGAGCGAGCCAAGAGGGCGAAGGCCAAGUCCAGGCUAAAGAUGAAAAGAGCGAGGAAGAUCUUGGCUGAAAGGAGAGCUGCUGCGCCAGUGGUGUCUGUGCCCUGCAUACCUCCCCAUAGGCUGAGCAAAAUCACCAGUAACUUGACGGUACCCAGGAAGAGCCAGUUCAUGCAGCGACUUCACAGCUAUUGGACCCUGAAGAGGCAAAGUCGUAAUGGCGUACCUCUGCUACGCCGGCUCCAAACCCAUCUGCAGUCCCAACGACACAUCGACCCACUCCCACCACAACCUCCGUCGCAGCUCCCUCCGGUGACUUGUGUUAUUAGGGACAGCGAGGAGAAACAUUCUGCUUUAAAGGAGCAGCUGAAGGCAUGGCAGAGACUUAGACACGACCUGGAGAGAGCCAGGCUACUGGUGGAGCUCAUCCGCAAGAGGGAAAAACUCAAAAGGGAGACGAUUAAGGUGCAGCAGAUGGCGCUGGAGAUGCAGCUGACUCCCUUCCUGGUGCUGUUGAGGAGUACUUUGGAGCAGUUACAGGAAAGAGACAUUAACAACUUUUUUACUGAGCCUGUACCGCUGGCAGAGGUGCCAGACUACCUGGACCACAUUGACACUCCAAUGGACUUCCAGACCAUGUGGAACCUUCUGGAGUCCCAUCACUACCUCACUUUUGAGGCAUUUGAGGCAGACUUUGGCCUCAUUGUCAACAACUGCUUAAAGUACAACGCCAAGGACACAGUCUUCUACCGCGCUGCCCUGCGGCUCAGGGAGAUGGGCGGGGCUGUCAUAAGAACCGCCAGGCGCCACGCUGAACGGAUAGGCUUUGACUAUGAGGCUGGUAUACACCUCCCCCGAGAGCCGAGCCCAGACAGUCAGUGUGACCAAGACAGAGACCGAGACAGAGACAGAGAGAGGGAACGAGAACGGGAACGAGAACGGGAACGAGAACGGGAGCGGGAACGGGAACGGGAGCGAGAGCGGGACAGAGACAGAGACAGAGAACGAGACCGGCCAUUGUCCUCUAAUGAAGAAGACCUGCUCCUGCCAGAGAACAGGCGACGGCUGCCGCUGGAAGAGCAGCUGCAUUACUUACAGGCGCGUCUUGAUGAGGUCAGCUCGGGAAAGCACAGCAUUGGUCAGUCUCGUAGAGCCAAAGCUCUGAGAAAGGAGAUCAGUGUAAUCAAGAGGAAGCUUGCGCACCAGCGGGAGGGAGGCUCCGUUAUGGGGGGCCGGGAGUCUGUGGGAGGAGGAGACCGGGGUAUUUCCCUCCCCCAUCACCCAUCCUCUUUGGGACACCAUGAUGAAGGGGGGGAAAGCAGCAGCCAGGAGAUUGGUGGAAAAGAUCUGAGUGUGUCCUCGUCUGCCCUGGCUCCAGAGGUGGGCCGUCGAACAUCUGUCCUCUUCUCCAAGAAGAACCAAAAAAUGGCCGGACCCCCCAAAAGGCCAGGACGCCCUCCCAAGAACCGGGAUGCUGGCUAUGCUGGGACGGGGUUGAGCCAAAGCCCUAUCGGUCCCCCUCAGUUACCUCUGCUGUCACAAAGCAGGCAGAGGAAGAGGCCGCGCAGCCCCCGCAGCAGCUCCAGCUCUGACAGCGACAGUGACAAUGACGACCUGCUCCCAGGUUUGCCAACUAACGGUUUCGAUGGAGGAAACCAGCCAGUAACGGAGAGCUUCCGCGUGUACAGAAGUGAGUCCCGUCUCCCUCGUUCCAGCUCAGACUCGGAGUCCACAACCAGCAGCAGCAGCAGCGCAGCUUCUGACCGGACCAGUACGACCCCCUCUAAGCAGGGCAGAGGAAAGGCGUCGUUCUCUCGCUCUGCUUUCCAGGAGGACAGCAGUGAGGAGACAUCGGGCACUGAAAAUGAUUCCUACUCAGUUGGAGGAUCGCGGAGUGUUUCACAUUUGGUGCGUGGUCGGGCCAGGUCCGGAUGCUGGAUGACCUCUGAUGACUAUUCUUCUCUGGAAGCUCUGGACCUGGUGUGGGCGAAGUGCAGAGGCUAUCCUUCAUAUCCUGCUCUGAUAAUUGACCCGAAGAUGCCCAGGGAGGGGGUGUUCCACCGCGGUGUCCCGAUCCCUGUCCCACCUUUGGAUGUGCUGAAACUAGGGGAGCAAAUGACCCAGGAGGCCAGGGAGCACCUGUUCCUGGUCCUCUUCUUUGACAACAAGAGAACUUGGCAGUGGCUGCCGCGCUCUAAGCUGGUGCCGCUCGGGGUGGACCAGGAGCUGGACAAGGAGAAGAUGCUGGAGGGAAGGAAAUCCAACAUCCGCAAGUCAGUGCAGGUGGCCUACCACCGUGCCAUGCAGCACCGCAGCAAGGUGCAGGGAGACCCCAGCAGCGAGACCAGCGAUAGUGACUGAAAACACACACACCUUAUGCGUUGGUCCCUGCAGGUGUCGUUGAGUAUACGGUUCUCUAUCGAGAGCCCAGCCCUCCAUCACAGAACACAAGAAACCGUGCCAGAAGCACAGAGUGGGUAAAUAAACAAACAUCCACUACAUUGGCCCCAAGACACACACACACAUCAUGCAAACUAAGCCGUAUUUAAUCUGACGUGUAAAAUAUUGUAUUUAAGAGAAAAAAAAAAAAAAUGGAAUUAAUAAUAAUGAUGGAAAAAUAUGCUAUGUUUCAAAUGACCAAUCAAAAAUAUUCCUCAUAUGUGGUCGAUAUGUUUAUUAACAAAUGAGAGGAUGGUUUACAGACUCAAGAAAUGAACAGUGUUACACAUACACAACUAUAAUUUUACAUUUGGACAGGGAAAUGCCAUCACCCCAACACAUCUUCACAUAUCGCCCACCUCUUUGAGAAAAAAAAAAAAAACAGGCCUGGUGCUAGUGUCGCGUCAUUUAUCAGUGGAGCACAAAGAGGACUAUUACAGCCUCAACUGUGGGCAAACCAACGUUGAUGUUAUUUAUUAUGCUUACUCCUUAACAAGGUCCACAAGCUCGUUUUUAUCAUGGACUACUUCUAAUCACUCCUGCUACACAAGACACCAUUGUGUGGUCCUUUUUUUUCGUCUGUCACUCUGUGUUCAUCAUGUCUCCUGUUUUUACGAUUUUCUUAAUGUACGUCUGUCACACAGGCCGCUGUUCAAUGAAUAAUGAGGACUAAACUGAAACACGUGAUCGCCUCACUGUCUGUCUUAGUUUCAGGCUGAUGGCUUUAGAACUUUUAUAUAUACAGAUUGCAUAAAGAUAGAAGUUUAAUAAAAAAAGAAUUGAGUUUUUUAAACUUG
Perca flavescens (yellow perch) is the source of this 5321-nucleotide messenger RNA. It is a transcript of the gene brpf1, whose product is annotated as bromodomain and PHD finger containing, 1. The record is from RefSeq and is a predicted model, not a curated record. Gene Ontology annotation, biological process: regulation of transcription by RNA polymerase II. The transcript has 16 exons. The coding region runs from base 469 to 4446 and encodes 1325 amino acids. Gene Ontology annotation, molecular function: protein binding. Lineage: Eukaryota; Metazoa; Chordata; Actinopteri; Perciformes; Percidae.